GAGCGUGCCGAAGACUGCGGAUCUGAAGUCUCGUUGACGCGUCUGCAGUUACUGCGGUGCUCCUCCUCCAGGUAGGCCCUGCUGGAGGGAUCGGCCCUCGGCCACCCGGGACUCCUCCCUGCAGCAAGUCCGCUAUCCGCCGCGACCACGCCCCUCCGCGCCCUUGGCCCUGACUGCUCCUGCGCCCCGCUGGUGCGCCCCGGGAGAAGGGGCAAGGCACCCACCCUCCUGCAGGUGGAGCGGGGCGGAGGCUCUUCCCGACCCCAGCCGCAGGACGCUGAGGACCAGCGAGAUUCAUAGAAUCAAUUAUGGGUGUGAGAGGUUUACAGGGUUUUGUGGGAAGUACCUGCCCACAUAUAUGUACAGUAGUAAAUAUCCAAGAGCUGGCAGAGCGCCACAGAAACAAGUACCCUGGAUGUCCCCCUACCAUCGUGGUGGAUGCCAUGUGCUGUCUCCGAUACUGGUACACACCAGAAUCCUGGAUCUGCGGUGGCCAGUGGCGAGAAUACUUUUCUGCCUUGAGAGAUUUUGUAGCCGCCUUCACAUCUGCCGGCAUCAAGUUGAUAUUCUUCUUUGAUGGCAUGGUGGAGCCAGGUAAGAGAGAUGAGUGGGUAAAGCGAAGACUUAAAAACAACAGGGAGAUAUCCAAGAUUUUCCACUAUAUCAAGUCAAAGCGAGAUCAGCCAGGCAGGAACAUGUUCUUCAUUCCCUCCGGGCUAGCCAUAUUUACACGGUUCGCUCUGAAGUCCUUGGGCCAGGAAACCUUCUGUUCAUUACAGGAGGCAGACUAUGAGGUAGCUUCCUAUGGUCUCCAGCACAACUGUCUUGGGAUCCUUGGGGAAGACACUGAUUACUUGAUUUAUGACACUUGUCCCUACUUUUCAAUUGGUGAUCUCUGCCUGGAGACUCUGGAAACCAUCAUGCUCUGUCGAGACAAGCUCUGUGAGAGUCUGGGCCUCCAUGUGGCAGACCUUCCUCUGCUGGCCUGUCUGCUUGGCAACGACAUCACCCCAGAGGGCAUGUUUGAAAGCUUCCGGUACAAGUGCUUGUCCUCCUAUGCUUCUGUGAAAGAGAAUGCUGGCAAAAAAGGAAAUAUUAUCUUAGCUGUCUCAGACUAUAUCUCCAAAGUUCUUCACUUGCAUCAAGGUGAGAAAAAGAUAGAAGAGAUGUUACCCUUGGGACCAAACAAAGCUCUUUUUUAUAAAGGAGUGGCAUCAUAUCUUUUGCCAGGGCAGAAAUCUCCAUGGUUAGUUCAAAAACCCAAAGGUACAAUGACAGACAAGCAAGUGGUGAGUUUAAACCCUGAAUCUAAGCAGGAAGUUCCUAUGUGUGUAGAUCUGGAGUCCAAGCAAGAAGUUUCUGCAUGUAGUAAUCCCGAGUCCAUGCAAGUAGUUCCCAUGUGUAUGGAUCCUGAAUCCAACCAAGAAGCUUCCAUGUGCGCAGAUCCUGAAUUCAAACAAGUUCCCAUGUGCACAGAUCCUGAAUCCAAACCAGAAGUUCCCAUGUGCACAGAUCCUGAAUCCAAGCAAGAAGUUUCCAUAUAUGCAUACCCAGAGGUCAAGCAAAAAUUACCUCCAGAAACAGAGGCUGAAUUUAAUCUAGAAGUACUCAUGUGUACACACUCUGAAAUUAAACAAGAAGACGCCAUGGAUAUGGAACCUGAAAUUAAACAAGUAACCAUGGUUUCAGACUCCGAAAUCUUAAAGGUUGCCAAGAUGAAUCAUGUCCACUCAGAAAGCUACCUAGUGUACAACAUUAUGAGCAGUGGAGAGAUUGAGUGCAGCAACACCCUGGAGGAUGAGCUGGACCAAGCUCUACCCAGCCAAGCCUUCAUCUACCGUCCAGUCCGGCAGCGUGUGUACUGGCUUUUACUUGGGGACUGGAAAGAUGGAGCCAGCACCGGCCCGGUGGUCAAGGAGUGGUUUGUGUACCCUGGGAACCCCCUGAAGCAGCCAGACCUUGUUAGGCCUCUGCAGAUGACUGUUCAAGGGGGAACACCUAGUUUGGAAGUUUUGUGGUUGAGUCAAGAGCCAGCAGCACAGGCCCGGCGCCUGGACACAUUGCUGGCCUGCUUCAACCUCUCCUCCUCAAGAGAAGAGCUACAGGCCGUUGAGAGUCCGUUGAGAGCACUGUGCUGCCUCCUAAUCUACCUCUUUGUCCAGGUGGACACUCUUUCCCUGGAAGAUCUACACGCGUUUAUUGCUCAGGCCUUGUGCCUCCAAGGAAAGUCAACCUCACAGCUUAUGAACUUACAGGAAGCCGACAGUAUGAGCAUGACCAGUGGAGACGAUACUAGACAUCUUGCAGAAAGUGUGGGAAGAGGAUGCAGGGCCCAGACUCCACACUCCUUCAGAGUAACGUCACCCAGUCUGACCAGCAAGGCGAUGGCAACUGGAACCACACUUCAAAGGAAGGAAAAAUUACCUUUCAGAGGUUUCUCCCACACGUAUUGUAAAAAACACCCAUUGGUUUGGUUCCAAAGGUUGCUCCUGACUCCAUGACCCACAACACCAUCACUGACAUCACAUAUGCUCUCCUGAUCUUAGCAGGACUCUAGAUUGUGAAAAUGUUUUCCCAAAUCAUUAGUCUUUGAAAUCAUGGAGUCUUAGUUACUUUUCUAUUACUGUGAAAAGACACCAUGACCAAGGCAACUUAUAAAAGAAAGCAUCUGAUGUGGGGCUCAAGGUUCCAGAGGGUAGCAGAGUCCAUGACCAUCAUGUCAGAGAGCAUGGUGGCAGGCAGGCUAAUGAACACUUACUAACUGGGAAUAGCUCAGGGUUUUGAAACUUCAAAGCCCACCCCGUUGACACACCCCCUCCAGCGUAGCCACGCCUCCUCCAGCGUGGCCACUCCUAAUCCUUUCCACCAACUGGAGACCAAGCAUUCAAACAUUAGCCUGUGCGGGUCAUCCUCAUUCAGUCCAUGACACAUGAAAUCUAAUAGCCAUACAAUCUGUUGGAAAUUACUUUUUCGUUAUAAAUUCUAACAGAAGUCAAUUGUCUACUUCUUUUCUUGAUCCUCAGAAGUGUUUGGAUAGAAAAAAUAAACUAAACUCUUGCUUGCUUAUGGGAAAGUUGGUUCUGCUUGGAGGAGAGAUGGCUCAGCAGUUAAGAACAAUGGCUGCUCCUCUAGAGGACCCAGGUAUGGUUCCCGUCACCAACAUGAUAGCUCACAACUGUUUUUAACUCCAGUUCCAGGGGACCUAAAGUGUCUUCUGGCCUCUGUGGACUCCAGACACACAAGUGAUGCACAGACAUCCAUGCAGGCAAAACAACCAUUAAGAUGAACUAAAAAAGUAAAAUAAACUUUUUUAAAGGAGCACACUGGGUCAGGCUUAGAAGUAAGGUCCUCUUUAACCUUUGAGGUUAUUACCUGUCUCCACUGGGGACAUGAGAAUAGCUGUGCCCAGGGCCCUUAUGGCCAUGCUGUGUCUCUGAGGACACUUAGUUCACUUGGGAGAUGCAAGCACUCCUGACCCCUGAAGAUGUGUCCUUCCAUGCUGCUGUCUGUAAAUUCUUAGUAAGCCUCUAAAAAUGCUCAUUUUCAUCUUUACACUGACAGUUACCCAGAUGACCCUGGCUCAAGUGUGCUGCACAGAGCUCUUGGGUUUCACCUUGAAAUUCUUAUAUUUACCAGAAAGGUAUAUAGCUCCCACAUGUGAACACAUUUGUAUUUGGUCAGCUCCUUUCUGCUCCUGAAGGACAUCUGCAUACUGUGUCUGCAUACUGUGUCUUGUAGCUGCUAUGACUUUAAUGCCUGGAUUUGGAACUGGCCUUUCUGAUCCUCUAGUGAAUGUUUUGUUUCCCUCUGAUAUUCACUUCCUGUCCUCCUCAUGUGUGCUGCUUUGAAACAUUGCUGCCUUUAGGUGUUCUGUUUCUCUGCUGUUUUCCUGUGUAACUUCAAGUUAAGUUUAUGAUCUCUUAGAAAGUAUAUUUCUAUGAAAGCUGUUUUCCUUCACAGAAUCUGUAUUUUGACCUGUCAAUAAAAUAUGAAUGUCAUUCACAAGCUUAAAUGA
This is a messenger RNA of Peromyscus californicus insignis, 4015 nucleotides long. RefSeq names its product family with sequence similarity 120B (gene Fam120b). Gene Ontology annotation, cellular component: nucleus. The coding region runs from base 309 to 2501 and encodes 730 amino acids. The transcript is spliced from 8 exons. NCBI's taxonomy places the organism in Eukaryota, Metazoa, Chordata, Mammalia, Rodentia, Cricetidae. The record is from RefSeq and is a predicted model, not a curated record.